Molecule: messenger RNA, 327 nt
Organism: Rotaria sp. Silwood2
Lineage: Eukaryota; Metazoa; Rotifera; Eurotatoria; Philodinida; Philodinidae
Source: the annotation of a GenBank genome assembly
AUGUCAUUUGUUAAAUAUCUACUUUAUUUCAUGUGCUUACAUGAAAUUAUUGCUAUAUUUCAAAUUAAUUUUGAUCUCACCGAAAUUAUCAAUAAUAACAAUCUUGCUAUUCAACAUGAUUGUCUCAAUAUUAUUGGUUUAACUAAAACUGAAAAUGAUCCUUAUGAUAUAAUCUCAUAUUGUAUGAAUGAAUGGCCAUCAAAAUGGAGUAUUCAAAAAAGUAAUAUGGAUCAACAUUUUACUUUUGCUGAAUUUUACGAACGAAAUAUUACAAGUCAACAAUUAUACAUUUGGUCAGCACCUAUGGAUACAAUUGAAAAUUAUUAA